AUGACAGCUCAGCUACCAAACUCAGGCUUUCAAGCUGCUGCUGCUGCUGCUGCUGCUUCUUCUACUGCUUCUAUUGCAGCUACUACUACUGUUGCUACUAAUAAUAAUGCUUCUCAUAUAUCAGGCUCAUCUACCUCUGCUCAUGCAAUCCCGCUGGCCGGGCCUUCUAGUCUAUCUCAACACAGUGCACCAACUCACGGUGCUCUCAGUUCUCUUCUGGCAGCUGCAAGCGCAGCCUCUCAGGAUGCAGCCCUGUCGCGUCAAAACGUGCAACAAGCCAAUAACAACAGCAAUAACGGAAACAGCAAUAACAGUAGCACUAACAGUAGCAGUAGCAGUAGUAGUAACAGCAACACUCAAACUCUUUCAUCUGCAACCAAUAACAACUCAAAUAACACGACAACUGGUGGACCCGGCGCAGGCACCGGCCCAGACUACUCGUCAUCCUCGUCAUCCUCGUCUCCCAACGCUCAAGCGUCAGUAGGGUCUUCCCCAGCCUCCUCAGCAAGUCUUUCCAACCGCCGGUACUCUGCCACCCCAGCGUCAGCAGCUACUAACAACCCUCAAACAAGCAAUAAUAUCAACAUUAAUAACAACAACAGCAAUAGCAAUAGCAACAACAACAACAACAACAACAACAACAACAACAACAACAACAACAACAACAACAACAACAACAACAACAACAACAACAACAACAACAACAACAGCAACAACCUCUUAGCAAAACAGUCAGCAGCUAUGCUCCCAAGUCCAGCAACAGGAAUAACUACACCGAUAACCUCCUCAGCUUCAGCCUCUAAUAGUGGGGGAACAACCGUUCCAUCACUCAAACCUUCAGCUGCCAUAUUGGCUGCAGCCGCGGCAGCCGCGGGUUCACAAGGAGGCAUGGGCUCAACAGCCACCGCACUCCCAGGUGGAAGUCCCGGGUCUCCAUCAUAUGCAGGCCCGCUUAAUACAAAUUCUCCGCUUGCGCUGGCGGCUGCAGCCGCCGUGACGCCGGAAAAACUAGCUGGUCUAUUGCUUUCACAAGGACCUUUGCCCAUUCGUCAUAUUACCAAUCACCUGGCCUUGACUAUUCCAGGUUUUGGCGAGCUUUCAUUAUCCAAACAACGCCGCCUUAUCAUUGCUGCUCUCGACGUUACGGACCCUGUCCACCAAGUUCGCUUUGAUAAGGUUGGCUGGGGCCGCUGGGCCGCUCGGAAACUGGACGGAAGUGUACCCGGGUCCACUAGUUCGGCAGCAGCCCCUGGAGGGGCAACAACUGGCGCUAAUGCACAAGGAAAUGUUGGCGCGCACCACCAACAACAACAACAACAACAACAGCAACAGCAGCCAAAUACGGUUAUUACAAAUACGAGAAUUCCAACAACAGGAGCCCGACGUCGCCGCGAGUCUUUGCCGGCACUUGCAAAUGCAGCAGUCCGUCCACCGCUGUCACCCUUACUUAGACCUACGGAUAAUUCGGGUGUUGGCGGGAACAGUGCUCUGUCUACUCCUACACAAACAGCUGGCGCCGCAUCGCUACUUGCUGCGGCGUCACUGCGGUCGCAAGCCACAAGCGUUUGGGCCGACGAUUACGAUGAAUCUUCGUCUGCUCACGCUUCGCUUUCGUCAACCCCUGGGUCUAGUGUGGGUAAGCCUGGAGCAAUGAUGAGUCAUGCAGCAGCAACAACAACAACAACAACAACAACAGCAGCAACACAAUCCACGGCACAGACACAUCGCAGAUUAAGUCACUCAACACCUUUGCAUCCAACCACUCUCACACGCAACAGAAGACGCCGCCGCAGUAGUAUUCACCGCGCUCGGAUGAUGUUUAAAGAAAAUGUUGGUGUGAGUAGUGAUGAUGACGAUGACGAAGAUGAUGAUGACGAUGGGCUGGACGAUAUUGGAGACAUGGAUGAGGACGAGGAGCGCGAUGAAGCUGCCGUUGAUGUAUUAAGAUUGAAGCAUCAAGGUUCUCUUCCUAAACAGCAGCAGUAUCAGCAGCAACAGCAACAGCAACAGCACCAGCAACAGCAACAGCAACAGCAACAGCAACAACCCAUGAGGUCGUCUUUGGUGAUUGGGUCUGGAAAUAAACGAGUGAAUGGACCUCGAGUCAGUUUCAAGACUGAGCGGGACGUGCAUGGAGUAGUGGACAUGGAGUUUGAUGACCUUAUGGACUACGAUAAAGAGGAUAACGACCAUGCGAUUGUGAGCGAUGACGAGGAUGAUGACGAAAGUGAAAGCGAAAGUGAUUUUGAAGGAAUGGCGGGACGUAUGGACCUUGAAGAAGACGGGAAGCCUCCCAAAAAACACGGGAGCCGAAACCGAGGUUCUAGAAAUAAGCCGAGUGGGUCAGUUGGUAUUACCGACAAGUACUUGCCUCCACUCCAACCCAAAGUUCCACAACACCAAGCUCAACACAUGUCGUCAUCAUUUUCGUCAUUAUCAUCAUCUGGAACAAUCACUGCUGCUGCAGCAGCUGCAGGUAAAUUACCUGGGUUUUCUGGGUAUGCGCCAAUUGCAGCAAAACCAUUGUCAUCAUCGCCGACAUCUGCUGGGUUUGCUACACGGCAAAUGUUUGAGCAACGUAAUGGACUUCAGCAACAAAUGCGACGGCGGCAAAGUGAGACAGACGAAGAGGAUUGGCAAGCAAUUGGUGCAGCGUCGUUGAGACGGACUAGUAGUGGAAGUGCAGGGGAUGUUGCAGUACGAGGGUUUUCAACAUCACCAGGUGGGGCCGGAGGGUAUUAUUUCAAGCCGCAACAUGGGGCUCGCGAGAGUAUAAGUAGCAGCAGCAGUAGUAGUGGAGGAGGAGGGAUUGGUGGUGGAAGUUUGUUGAUGAGUCCAACGAGUGGAGGAGGUCAAGGUGGAUUUGGAGGAGCAGGAGGAGCAGGUGGAGCAGGGUUUUACAGUAACCCGAGUCCCGUUGGAAGUUUAGAACAGCACUCGUUAAGUUCACCUGGGUUUGGUGGGUUUCUAGGAAGCACUAGCAGUGGAAGUAGUCACGGGUUGCAAUUAAAUCCACAACAACAACAACAGCAGCAGCAGCAGCAGCAGCAGCAGCAUGGACCACAUUCGCAACAAGUGAAUUCGUUACGCAGCACGCGGCCCACACCUUUGUCAUCUCCACCCGGGUCAUACUAUGGUAGUGGAAAUGGUAGUAAUGGUAGUGGAAUGCGUGGGACGUCUAGUGGAGGAAGAGGAACAAGUCCUGGAACAAUGGCAUCAUCAUUGUCAGUCCAGCAACAACAACAACAACAACAGCAGCAGCAGCAGCAAACAAGUUCAGCGCUAUUACAAUUGGCUGGAGGUCCAGGACAAGUGACAGAUAAACUGCCAGGUGUUGCGGAUAUGAUGCGUGGGGCAUCACCACCACAACAAUACAAGGUGCCGCUGGCCGGGACAGUAGCAGUAGCAGCAGCAGCAGCAGCAGCAGCAACAGGCCAACAACAACAAACGGGUGCAACAACAGGUAUUGCAGAUUCGCGGGCCGAGGAAGAUGCCAUUGCUGCGCUUGUACAACUGCGCACAAUUACGUGA
Messenger RNA from Magnusiomyces paraingens, 3531 nucleotides. RefSeq lists its product as uncharacterized. The record is from RefSeq and is a predicted model, not a curated record. NCBI's taxonomy places the organism in Eukaryota, Fungi, Ascomycota, Dipodascomycetes, Dipodascales, Dipodascaceae. Gene Ontology annotation, cellular component: nucleus. Gene Ontology annotation, molecular function: sequence-specific DNA binding. Bases 1 to 3531 code for a protein of 1176 amino acids. The transcript has a single exon. Gene Ontology annotation, biological process: positive regulation of transcription from RNA polymerase II promoter by glucose.